Molecule: messenger RNA, 1817 nt
Organism: Owenia fusiformis
Lineage: Eukaryota; Metazoa; Annelida; Polychaeta; Sabellida; Oweniidae
Source: the annotation of a GenBank genome assembly
AUAGAUGAGAAAAAACUGUGGAUUGCACAGAGAGCUGCAAUGUUGUUAAAUUGCGUCCAACUUACGUCACACAGCCUAAACCGCAACUCAGAGGCUUCCCUGCUCAAUCUGAAUAUUUGGCCUGGGUUUACGGCGAUGUAUCAGCCUAAAACAAUGGACAAACCCAAUGUUACUAAAUAUGAUCAUUCAUGGGGAGUAAAUACAACUGUUGGAAGUGUCAGCAUGGAAUACACACAGUACGAUGAAUAUCACACGAUGCAGUUUAUUGUAAAGUACAUACCCCCUAUAUUGAUAAUAAUUGGACUUUUUGGAAAUAUUAUGACAAUAUUUGUGUUAGCAAGAUCAAGACUAAAGUACACAUCAUGCUCAAGAUACCUCAUCCUCUUAUCUGCCUCAGACUCGAUCAUCUUGCUCAUUGGUCUCGGCCAUUUCUGGCUGACGUUUGCAUUCCAAACAGAUAUCCGCAAUUUAUACCCGUGGAUGUGUAAAGUACAACCGUUUUUGCUCUACAGUGCUAACCAUUUUUCAGUAUGGCUAUUGGUGUCAGUGACAGUGGAAAGGGUUGUGACAAUAUAUAUGCCUCUUAGGGCAAAGACUAUUAUCACAAAAAAGAAGGUUUGGGGUAUAAUCGCAGUCAUCGGGAGCUGCGCUGUUUUAGUCAACGUCCAUACGCUAGUCACGUAUGAUCUCGUGUCAGUCAACGUUCCUGAAGGCGAGGUGGUAAUUUGUUUGUGCCCUGCUAGAUAUUGUCACUUUGCAAGAUAUGUGGCAGUGUGGAUUGACGCCAUAUUUGCGUCAUAUCUCCCAUUUACCAUCCUGAUAAUAUCUAACAUCUUUAUCAUUAAGGAAAUCACGAAAACAUCAACGAAAAAGAAGAGAUUAGCUCGCGGAUCUUCGCGGAGAUCAAUAAAAGCGAACGAUGACCAAACGAGGUCGUUAACCAUCAUGCUUUUGGCUAUCAGUGUAAUUUUUCUUCUCCUUACAAGUCCAGUUACAGUAUUUUUAGGAGGAUACGAUCAUUUCCAGCGACAAGUAAACAAUGACCCCAAGCGUAAAUUACAAUUCCAAAUAACUAAUGUGAUCGUCCAUAUGAUUUGGUACUUAAAUAGUUCUGUAAAUUUCCUCAUGUACUGCGUGAGCGGAAGUAGAUUCAGGCAAGAGUUGUUCGUGCUAGUUUGCCGCAGAAAACGCAGACGACAUUACGACUUCCGGGAAGAUUCCAUUGAUAACAGCUACAGAUACAAUGACGAUCCUGUAGAAAGUGACCAAUCGUUAGUAAAAACUAACGCUGAACACAUCCGGGCAUCGAAUGUUUUGGGGAAAAAUUACCAAUCAAGCGCCAUCACUACUGAAAAUAGCUGCGAGCAGAGUCAAACAAGGGGAUCACUUAUUCAAAUGAAUCAACGAAAUUAAUCAUAUUCGAAUUAUCUUUAAGCUCAAUUUAAAAGAUUGAAACGCAAGGACCCAUGAUAAGGAAGAAUAUAUUAUUCAGAGACAGCAGAAAAUGUAGUAUCUAGACAUAUUUUAAAUUAAAAGUAUGGGGCAAGGAGCCACAUUUGGAAAGAUAUAAAAAAACUGUAAAAACAUGUACAUGUACUGUUUGAACCUAUAAAGACAUUAGAAAAUAAAAAUAUGGGUCAAGGAUCCACAUUUGAAAAGUACAAUGUAGUGCUUGAACCUAUUUCAGACAUUAGAAAAUAUAUUUCAAAUUAAAGGUAUGGACCAAGCAGUCAAGAAUCCAUAUUAGAAACACAACAGAAGAAUUUCAUGUUUUAGCUAAAUAUAUUGGUUUUCGUGUCCGUCAAUUAUCUUCAUUU